CUCCUUACAGUAUUUCCAGUCCAGGCAUGUGCCUGUGAUGCUCCCAUGGACCCGUGUGGUCCAGGAGCAUCUCCGAGGUGUGUGCGCGCGUGUCUGAGAGUCUCUCGGUUGUCUGAGCAACGGGACGUUCAUCACUAACUCCCAGGAUAAUUAACUCAUUUUCCUGUAUUUAUAGCACACCAGUACAGGGAGUAUUGGCACUUAUCCCUGAUGGAGCCACAUUUGGCCACAACAUUUUGAAUUUUGGCCAUUUCUUGCAUUACGGUGGCUGCCUGAGCCAGGCUGCCCAUGGGUGCUCGCCUCGGUGUGCCCCGCUCCUGCUUUGCCAGUGCAGGGGUGUUUGCAGCAGCAUUCCCGUCUCCAGAUGCCUGCAUAUGCCUGUGCUAACAGCAGCGUUGCUCCUGGCUUGGCCGCUGGCAAGGGGAAAUUUUACUGCUUCAAGGUUUGUUGCAGGGAUCUGCUGCAAGGAAACAUUGGAGCAUCCUGACUCAGCACUGCAGCGGUGGGGGACCCGUGGGAAAGACACAGAGCAUCUUCUCUCAGCAUCAGGGCAUGCGUAUGCCAGCAGGGGAUGAGUGAGGAGCAGCUCCCUGCAUCUCCCCACUGCCCCACCGUGCAGGAGGACACCAAUGUCUCGGCCUCUGCAUACCCCCAGUACUGGGUGGAGCCCCAGUUCACUCAAGCAGCGAAGGUCCGUGUGAUCAUCACAGCCGUCUUCUUCCUGCUAGCAGCAGGCAGCAACGCAGCAGUGCUGGGCAGCCUGCUGAGGAAGAGGAGGAAAUCCCACGUGCAGCCGCUGAUCCUCAGCCUGGCGCUGGCUGACCUGCUGGUGACAGUGAUGGUGAUGCCCCUGGAUGCGGCAUGGAAUGUGACAGUGCAGUGGUAUGGAGGGGACAUCUCCUGCAAGAUCCUCAACUUUCUCAAGCUCUUUGCUAUGUAUGCAGCUGCCCUGGUACUGGUGGUCAUCAGCCUGGACCGGCACGCAGCCAUCCUCCAUCCCUUCUCCCGUGCUCACCACCGCAAUGGGAUGCUGCUCCGUGCUGCCUGGGCUGGCAGUGUGCUCCUGGCUUUGCCCCAGCUUUUCCUCUUCCACCUGAACACAGUCCCAGGAAGGAAUUUCACCCAGUGUGUUACUCAUGGAAGCUUCCGAGCACACUGGGAGGAAACCGUCUACAACAUGUUCACCUUCACCACCCUCUACAUCACCCCUCUGAGCGUCAUGGUUGUUUGCUACAUCCGGAUCCUUUGGGAGAUCAGUAAGCAGCUAAAGGUCAAUAAAGGUUUGACAAGAAAUCAAAAUGACCACAUCUCCAAGGCACGAAUGAAGACUCUCAAGAUGACCAUAGUGAUUGUUGCCACCUUCAUCAUCUGCUGGACCCCCUACUAUCUCCUGGGCUUGUGGUACUGGUUCCAGCCAGCCAUGAUCCAGAAGAUGCCGGAGUAUGUCAACCACAGCUUCUUCCUCUUUGGCUUGCUGCACACCUGCACCGACCCUAUCAUUUAUGGGCUGUACACUCCUUCCUUUCGGGAAGAUGUGCAGCUGUGUCUCAGGGGCAUUGAAACAGCCAUCACCAGGCAAAAGAGACACAAACCCAUCUCGGCCUCAGAGAGGAACAUCAAGGAUGGUGCUGCAAAUGGUGGGGUGGCAUCAGGAGGCUCCAAUGGCACAACUGUCAGCACGGUAUGAUGAAGAGAUGUACCCACAAGGGAAUGGCAGGCACAGCUUUGGGACUGUUCUGUCCUGUAGGACCAUUUUGGAGACUGUCAUGAUGAGGUUCCCUACUCAGCUUUGGUGGGUGAAGAUCUCUGGCCAGUAACUGAGGAUGUGUCUCCUGCCUGUACUCAGGGUGAAAAAUAUCUGGGGGUAUUUAUGGUCAUUCUGCUGUAUUCUGGCAGUGCCGUGACAACUAGAAAGAAAAACAUCCUUUUUGUACCUGGCACAAGCUCCAUCCCUGAUUCUGGGAUCAAGCUUCUCCACACUUCCAACAUCAACCCCUGGGAGGAAAUUUACCAUCUCCUCUGUGGUCCAGGAUCAUGUCUCUGAAGUGGCUGGUCUUCAAUGUCCUUUGCACUCACACCCAGCUGUAGAGCUGCAUGGAUGGUGUCACCCUGAGCCUGCAAAGGAGGGAUAUUGCACAUAUCCAUGAAGUAACUGAUACAAGCACUGCACAGAUGCUCAGAAAAAUGGAGGAGGAAUUUUAAUGGAAGAGGGCUAGGAACACUGAGUCUCUACAGCUUCUUGCUCUUGAGGUUGGUGCCACUGCAUCUGCUUGGGCCAAGUUGAAUGAGGUGACAUGGAAGGACAGAGUCCUGCUCCCAGGAAGACGCAGGUAUUUCUGCUUCCCAGAAGACAUUCAUUCCGGUUGAGAGUCAAUCAGCAAAAAAAGUAUCCUGAGAAAUAGCGAAAGUGUACAAAAUCAUCAAAUCCACGGAGAGACAGCCUUCCUGGGCCUCGAUUUUUGGAGUCAAGUUAGAAGGAUUUUUCCAAAUCCAGUCUUCUGGAAAUAAAAAUAAAUCCAAAAAGUAGUCCUAAAGCUGCUGAUCAGGAAAAAGUCUGGGAUGCCAAGAGAUGGGAGCUCCACCAUAUCCCCAGUCUGUCAGAGACUGGAGAGUUUGCCAAACUCUGCCAAGGAGUCUGUUACAUAGCAGCUGUGGGGAAAAUCCAUCGUGACCAGUCUCCAGAGAGCCGUCAUCAGAAGAAACAACAUUGAGAGGCUCGAGAGAGGUCAGAAAGAUAAACUUCACAGAGUUUCCAAAAGGCUGUAUACAUA
This is a messenger RNA of Cyanistes caeruleus (blue tit), 2771 nucleotides long. Lineage: Eukaryota; Metazoa; Chordata; Aves; Passeriformes; Paridae. The record is from RefSeq and is a predicted model, not a curated record.